AUGGAGGACGACCGAGCGCAGACAAACCUGGGGCCGGCAGCUGAGGACGGUGUGCCUGAGGAGGUGCGCGCUGUACCCAAGCAGCCCAGGCGCCGGUUUGUAGGCAGGAAAUCGGCGGCAGAGGCGGGCAGCGCAGACCCAAAUGCCAACAUCGAGGACUCGUCGGCGAUACAAGUUGCCCAGCCUCGCCGCACUGCCCGCGCGCUGAACUCGAUCCCCGACUCCAUCCUCAACGACGCCGACAUCAACGCCGCCAUCGCACUCCUCCCGCCCAACUACAACUUCGAGAUCCACAAAUGCAUCCACCGCAUCCGCUCGUCGGGCGCCAGGUCGAUCGCCCUGCAGUUCCCCGAGGGCCUGCUGCUCUUCGCGACCACCAUCUCGGACAUCCUCACGCAGUUCUGCCCCGGCACCACCACGCUGAUCAUGGGCGACGUGACGUACGGCGCCUGCUGCAUUGACGACUUCACGGCGCGCGCCCUGGGCUGCGACCUGCUCAUCCACUACGCGCACAGCUGCCUGAUACCCGUGGCAGUCACCAAGAUCGCCACGCUCUACAUCUUCGUCGCGAUAGGCAUCGAUACGCAGCACCUCGUCAACACCAUAACCCAGAACUUCCCCACCGGCAAGACCAUCGCACUCGUCGGCACCAUCCAGUUCAACGCCACCAUUCACGGCAUCGUCUCCGUCCUGAAGCGCGAGGGCUUCACCGCCAUCGUCCCGCAGAUCGCGCCGCUCUCCAAGGGCGAAAUCCUCGGCUGCACCUCGCCCUCCAUGGCCAUCCAGCACGGCCAGCUCGACGCCAAAGGCCGCGAAGAGCCCGUCCCGGACCUCCUCCUCUACCUCGGCGACGGCCGCUUCCACCUCGAGAGCGCCAUGAUCGCCAACCCCUCCAUCCCCGCCUACCGCUACGACCCCUACUCCCGCCGCCUUACCCACGAAACCUACCAGCACACCUCGCUGUACUCGCUCCGCCGCACCGCCAUCCUCACCGCCCGCAAGGCCACCACCUGGGGCAUCAUCCUCGGUAGCCUCGGUCGCCAGGGCAACCCGCACACCCUGACUCUCAUCGAGAACGAGCUCAAGCGCCAGGGCCUCAAGUCCAUCAACCUGCUUCUCUCGGAAAUCUUCCCCGGAAAGCUCGCCAUGAUGGACGACGUCGAUGCCUGGGUGCAGAUUGCGUGUCCAAGGCUGAGCAUCGACUGGGGUUAUGCGUUUCCACGGCCGCUGCUGAGCCCGUACGAGGCACUCGUUGCCCUGGGCGUGCGGGAGGCGCCGUGGUUAGAUGAGGAGGUGGGAGAGAGCGAGGUUAGGAGGAAUCUGUAUCCCAUGGACUUUUAUGCGAGGGAGGGAUUAGCGAGGACAACCGAGGGGCAUGUGAGGGCUGCAAUGGAGGUGGAGAUCAAGGGGUAGGAAGAAUUAUCGAGGAAAAAGGCAUGCAUGGCUCGGCGUUGGGAAAAAAAAAUAUCAGGAACUUAGUGGCGUAUAUGGAAGAAUGUCUAAAGGAUAGAUGAAGAAUGCUACAGAACCGUACUCCACUUCUACGCGCGCCAUUGUUGCUCAGACUCUUUGGACGUCCAGAAAACUCCUAUGGCGUGUGGAAGGAGUGCUGGUUGUAGUAGAAACAGCGACUCGCGAGGCAGAAGCUCAAAUAAUCUGCCAAACGGUCCAAGGCCAUCCUUACCCCUUCUUCCUCGCAAAACGCCCUGAGCUUGCUGCGCGAACGGAUGAGC
Messenger RNA from Paraphaeosphaeria sporulosa, 1733 nucleotides. RefSeq lists its product as uncharacterized. Gene Ontology annotation, molecular function: 2-(3-amino-3-carboxypropyl)histidine synthase activity. The record is from RefSeq and is a predicted model, not a curated record. Bases 1 to 1413 code for a protein of 470 amino acids. Lineage: Eukaryota; Fungi; Ascomycota; Dothideomycetes; Pleosporales; Didymosphaeriaceae. Gene Ontology annotation, biological process: protein histidyl modification to diphthamide. The transcript is spliced from 2 exons.